This is a messenger RNA of Arabidopsis lyrata subsp. lyrata, 499 nucleotides long. RefSeq lists its product as uncharacterized. NCBI's taxonomy places the organism in Eukaryota, Viridiplantae, Streptophyta, Magnoliopsida, Brassicales, Brassicaceae. The transcript is spliced from 2 exons. The record is from RefSeq and is a predicted model, not a curated record. Bases 1 to 489 code for a protein of 162 amino acids.
AUGCAGGAUCUGUUCGAGGGCAUAAAUCUCUCCGCGAAUCACUCCAGUAUGGAGUUCAAUCUUCGCUGUUCAGAAUCUAUGCCCGACUUCUCCAGAAUCGGAAUGAUAAACGAAGAUGCUCCAAAUGAGCCAAGCAGGCAGCCUCCACCACUUCACGGCUUCUUAAGAUCUCAGAUCCGAGCCCCAUGUGCUUUGAUCAGGGAUCUCCCAAUCAGAGACCAAGGAACAGCGAUGGCAUUCAUAGAGGCACUCACGCUUCAGCAUCGGAAGCUUACACUGGAAAAGAGGAGACUCCGGAAGAGAAUUAACCGGAUGCAACGCAGGCUUACUACAGUAUCAAGAGAUCUCCACAUCCUUGAAUCUCACCCCGGAGAAUGGAUAGAACUCGGAAUCUCUGACUUCGCUCGAAUUCCAGACUGCAUGUUGUCAAUCCUUGACCUUGCUGGCCAAGGAGUCGAAGUGUUCUGUUCGUCAACAAGAUCUCCAUAAUCCGAAGUGU